Molecule: messenger RNA, 2145 nt
Organism: Pangasianodon hypophthalmus (striped catfish)
Lineage: Eukaryota; Metazoa; Chordata; Actinopteri; Siluriformes; Pangasiidae
Gene: pim3
Product: Pim-3 proto-oncogene, serine/threonine kinase
Exons: 6
Coding region: 320-1297 (325 amino acids)
Biological process (GO): negative regulation of apoptotic process; regulation of mitotic cell cycle; protein autophosphorylation
Cellular component (GO): cytoplasm
Molecular function (GO): ATP binding; protein serine/threonine kinase activity
Source: RefSeq, a predicted model, not a curated record
CACACGCACACACGCGCACGCACACACACGCGCACGCUCGUGCCGACUGUUGCAGUGGAGUGGAGUGCAGUGUUCAGACACACGAGCGUUAGUCGGUGCUGUUAGUAUGGCUGGAGAGGGACGUUAUUGUGAAUAGGGCUAAUUGGCGAGCUUUCAGACAGUAAGGUGUUGAAACACCCUGCUGCAUCUGAUACUUGUGGUAUUUUUAGGCUUACAUUCUACAUUCUUACGUUCUACAUGUGAUUUUGUUUAGGCUACACAGAAUUUUAUUUAUCUUCGUGGAUUUUGGAGAUUUGUUGAUUUCCAAAUCUCUUCAAAGAUGCUGCUGUCCAAAUUUGGAUCUUUUUCUCACAUUUGCGCCACGACUAACAUUGAGCACUUGCCAGUGAAAAUUCAGCUCCAGUCAGCUAAAGUGGAGAAGGAGCCGUUUGAUAAGGUGUACCAUGUGGGCUCGGUGCUGGGAAGCGGCGGGUUCGGGACUGUGUACGCCGCGAGCCGCAUCUCAGACGGUUUACCGGUCGCUGUUAAACACGUGGCCAGGGAAAGAAUUACUGAAUGGGGCACAAUUAACGGUUCGCUGGUUCCGCUGGAGAUUCUCCUGAUGAAGAAAGUGGGAAAUACAUUUCAGGGUGUGAUUAAACUGCUCGACUGGUACGAGAGGCCUGACGGGUUUCUGAUCAUCAUGGAGCGGCCGGAGAUGGUGAAGGACUUAUUUGACUACAUCACUGAGAAGGGCGCACUGGAUGAGGACACGGCCAGGGGCUUUUUCCGCCAGGUCCUGGAGGCUGUGCGACACUGCUACAGCUGCGGAGUAAUCCACAGGGACAUUAAAGACGAAAACCUGCUGGUCGAUUUACGCACAGGAGAUCUUAAACUCAUCGACUUUGGCUCAGGAGCCAUUCUCAAGGAUACUGUGUACACUGACUUCGAUGGUACAAGAGUCUACAGCCCACCAGAAUGGAUUCGCUACCACAGGUACCAUGGACGCUCUGCAACGGUGUGGUCACUUGGUGUGCUGCUGUAUGAUCUGGUUUGUGGAGACAUCCCAUUUGAGCAUGAUGAUGAGAUUUUGAAAGGUCAUCUCUUCUUCAGAAGGACAAUCUCCCCUGAGUGUCAACAACUCGUCAAGUGGUGUCUCUGCUUGAGACCAUCGGACAGACCUACAUUGGAACAAAUAUUCGAGCAUGAGUGGAUGCAUACAGAGAAAGACUCAAAACCUCUGACCAGGGAUAUCACUCUUCAUGCAAUCUGCACAGACUCCUCAUCCAGCACAAGCUCAAGCAAAGAAAGCCUCUGACAGCAACGGAUAUACUGACUCAUUUAUGACCCAAAAUUGUUUGGACUUGUCUUUAAAUUACUUUAAAUUAUUUUUCAGUCUUUUUUUGUUUCAAAUGAAUAUUUUUUUAACACUCAUGGGAAGUGCAAAUGCAGUGAUGCUAGCAACCCUAUGGCCAUACUCUUUGCUCUUAUAGAGCUUAUUCUUUAAAUUUAGUUUUAACUGUUACUAGUGCCUUUUUCUUCCCUAGAAAGCUGCUUGGUGGGACAGUAAAAACUUUUUUUUUUUUUGCUCCCUCGCCCCCUUGUGGUGGACUAUAUUCUCUCUCUCCACCCCCUUCUCACAUGCAUUAUAUACAGAUAAACCCUUUUACUACUCCACUACUCCAUCUCAGCUGUUGCCACAUAUUGGCUUUUGGAUGGUAGAUACUUUAGUGAAUUGCACAAUCAAUGCAAUAUUAAUAGAUUUUAAGUUUGAAUACAAGUAUUUAUUUAUAUUCACUCCCAUGUGUUAUUUAUUAAUACAAAGCAAACAUUCCACAUUCUGUGGCUAUUUAUUUAUUUAUUCAUUUUAUACCAUCAGCAAAAAGGAAAUAAUGCUAGAUUUGAUACCCUUGCCUUAUCCUGUAGUUGAAUCUAAAUACCUGCAAAUAAACUAUGCCUGUCUUAUACUGAUACACAUUUAAGUGGGAUGUGUUUAAGUGAUUGCAUUCUGAUGUACCUUGACUCUAGAAGCUGUCAUGUUUUCCAUGCUAGAUGAAAGUAACAUUCUAGUUCAUACUUCCACUGUGACUGUGGAUUUCUCCCUUUCUGCAUUGUGAAACAAUGCAGUGUUUAUUUUUUUAUAACAAUAAAUUCUUUAAUCUGAAA